Colletotrichum scovillei is the source of this 1515-nucleotide messenger RNA. RefSeq lists its product as uncharacterized. NCBI's taxonomy places the organism in Eukaryota, Fungi, Ascomycota, Sordariomycetes, Glomerellales, Glomerellaceae. Gene Ontology annotation, cellular component: nucleus. Gene Ontology annotation, molecular function: DNA-binding transcription factor activity, RNA polymerase II-specific; zinc ion binding; transcription cis-regulatory region binding. The record is from RefSeq and is a predicted model, not a curated record. Gene Ontology annotation, biological process: positive regulation of transcription by RNA polymerase II. The transcript is spliced from 5 exons. The coding region runs from base 13 to 1515 and encodes 500 amino acids.
CCUGUUGCCGCAAUGAAGACACGAAAGUGCUGCUGGACGUGCACAGCUCGUAAGAUUCAAUGCGACGGGACUCUGCCAACCUGCAUGAAGUGUGACAGAUCCCAGCGAAAAUGUGAAGGAUACGAGCUUCGAUUGUCGUGGCCGAGGGAAGGCGACAACAAACGAGCGCUGAAGGGUAUUGAAGCACCAGCAGUGACGGCCAUUGAACGGUCGAACCCAAAUGUCGUCAAUCCCUUUUUCGUGAAUGCAACUUCGCAUCACAUGGAAUUGUAUGGCUAUUCGGCCCUGCAGAGCCAUGGCUGCCAUACAACGCCAUCGUUUCCAAGGCUCCUGAGGCAGCCCCAAGUUGGAGUCGGUUCAUCUUCUAUGGAUACAGACCUUUUCCAUCACUUUCAAAACUUUGCCUACAGAUCAUUGGUCACAUUCGGUCAGAAUACCUGGAAAAUUCGAAAUGCGCUGAUGAGCAUGGCCCUAACCAAAAAUUCAAAUUCCGGGCUUGCUCUUCGCAAUGCGUUACUUUCUUAUGCUUCACUACACCGCCAUGGGCUCAAUGAACAAGCCUUGAAGCUAAAGAUACAGGCAAUUCGCUAUCUAUCAACCUCAGUGACCAGCGAGGCCUUGAUCUUGGGGAGAGCGGCUCAGCACGUGGCUGCGUCUAUGGUUCUCGGAGCUUUUGAGAUAAUGCAACCUUUGGAAGGCUCGGGCGAGUGGCUUUUGCACACAUGGGGGGCUGUUGACAUGAUUCAUGCCACUCGACUACAAGACGAACCGCAUGACAGCGACGUUGGUCAAUUGUUGAGCUGGGCUUACUAUCAUGAGACCCAAUCUCGGUUCGCUUUGCACCAUUGGCGCCACAAGUCGUUUAUUCCUCCGAAAUCAGUCAAGCAGAAUGCAGUACUUCAGAAUCCCCAGUAUCCCCCUUUAACGAGAUAUAGACCCAAUAUACCGCCCGUGAAUCCGACUUAUGCGAUUCUCAAUUUGCUUUCCGAGGUUUGCGACACGCUGAUAGAUCCUCGAGAUCCUCGAAGUCAGGACGAAAGUUACCAGAAUCAGCUCAAGGACCUUGGUGGAAGAGUCCGAGAUAUCUCUGUCAAACCAGCCAUCCCAUCGGCUUCAGAUCCGGAGGCCGCCUUCGCUAUCGAACUGUACCAGAUGGCAACACAGAUCUAUCUUGUGCGAGCCUCACAAAGCCCAUGGGAACCCCCUGCGGACCUCGACGCUCUGGUGGAGGCGGCUUUUGCGGGACCUGUUCAGUCAUGCACCUGCGAACACUUCUUUCCUCUACUGAUUCUUGCUUGCGAGGCACGAUGUGACGAACAGAGGAUCGGCAUCAUCAACUUAAUCGAAAGAACCCAAAGAGAUAUUCGAAUACGAAGCAUUCAAGCAGUCAAGAAUACGAUACAGUCCAUCUGGGUGCAGCAGGAUCUGCACAAGGAUGACGAUGUGUUGGUGGACUAUCUUGGCACUUUGAGUUCGGCGAUCAGCUCCAGCAAUACUGUACCAUCAUUCGCAUAG